Messenger RNA from Chrysoperla carnea, 618 nucleotides. Its product is annotated as DDRGK domain-containing protein 1-like. The record is from RefSeq and is a predicted model, not a curated record. Bases 1 to 618 code for a protein of 205 amino acids. The transcript has 2 exons. NCBI's taxonomy places the organism in Eukaryota, Metazoa, Arthropoda, Insecta, Neuroptera, Chrysopidae.
AUGCCUAAACGAUCUUGGAAAAAAACGCUUAUAAACAAUCUAACUUCACGAAGCCGCAACUCGUCUCAAGAACACCUAGAAGAGCAUCGUCAUCAAACUGAUCAGGAUUCUCAAACUUCUCACGAUUAUCAAACUUCUCACAGUGAAGACUCAUUAAAUACAGAACAUAAUCAGGUUUUUGCUCGUCCCACACGUGCUGCUAAAGUGAGAUGCUUGCAAAAUUUGACUGAAAUUACACGAGCAGAAAGGUCUUAUGAUUUAGAUGUUUCACGAGAGCGUGCGGCCCAACGUCGUGCGGCAGAGCGUGUAGCUUAUGAGAAUGAUGAACAACCAGAGCGUCGUCAGCGAGAUUUGCGGCAGCGUGCGGCACAUCGUGUAGCUUCUGAGAAUGACGAACAACGAGAGCGUCGUCUGCGAGAUUUGCGGCAGCGUGCGGCACAUCGUGUAGCUACUGAAAAUGACGAACAACGAGGUCAACGUCUGCAAGAUUUGCGGCAGCGUGCGGCACAACGUGUAGCUAAUGAAAAUGAGGAACAACGAAAGCACCGAUUAGAAGAACAAAGACGUCGAGACGGAAGACGACGUAGGACUUUAGAACAAUUGUUUGCCGACUUAUAA